Molecule: messenger RNA, 964 nt
Organism: Neurospora crassa OR74A
Lineage: Eukaryota; Fungi; Ascomycota; Sordariomycetes; Sordariales; Sordariaceae
Gene: mob-1
Product: protein kinase regulator
Exons: 5
Coding region: 163-612 (149 amino acids)
Biological process (GO): cell division; signal transduction; positive regulation of protein phosphorylation
Cellular component (GO): cytoplasm; nucleus
Molecular function (GO): protein kinase activator activity
Source: RefSeq, a predicted model, not a curated record
CACACUACCUCUGCUUCUACCCUUAUACCAACACUCGGCCGGCUAAAAUUUCAAGUUAGCGACAUCUGGUCUUGAUCUUCCGGCAUCCGGUAUCUGGCGCAUUUGCUUGUAUCGCUCACCAAACAUCCUUCUGAACAUAUCCAACAUUUCUUGGUUGUCGCCAUGAGCUCCUUUCUUACGACCGUAAAUCAGCGGACGCGCAACCAGUUCCGACCUCGGGCGAGCGGCAAGGGCGGUGCGACCAGCUACCAGCUGCGACAAUAUGCCGAAGCAACACUUGGCGGAGGAAGUUUGCGCAAAGUGGUGAAGCUGCCUGAGGGUGAAGACGAGAAUGAGUGGUUGGCUGUCAACAUGGUGGACUUCUACAAUCAAAUCAACCUCCUUUAUGGCGCCAUUACCGAGUUCUGCUCUCCCCAGACUUGCCCCGAAAUGAAGGCGACCGACGAAUCUUCAAGCGCAUGUACCGCGUUUACGCUCACAUUUACUGCCACCACUACCCCGUCAUUCGGGAACUGGGCCUGGAGCCGCAUCUCAACACCAGCUUCAAGCAAUAUGUGCUAUUUAUCGAUGAGCACAACCUGGCAACCGGCAAGGAUUUUUGGGGACCGCUAGGCGACUUGGUCGACAGCAUGUUACGCAGCGACUAGACGACAGAAUCUUGUAUGGCUUUGGCAUUGGCGCAUGGUUAUUUGACAGGGCUAAGCACGUAGGCGUUAGGUUGGGUGCGGGUUGGUUCCAUUACAGGCAUUCGUUUUCGUUUGGUAUGGUGGGCUGGCAACGGGCGCUGAUAGAAGGGAUUAAGGGACCACGGAAUUCAGGAAGGGACGCGCAUCCCAUGCUUUUGAUGGCGCGUAAAGGGCACCGGGAUCUCUUUGGGUUUUUGUUGUUUCGUUGUAGAGAGGGACAGAGAGGCCUGGAGCUUCUCGUGGAAAUAGACGCUUUUUGACAUCACGAAUGCUGCCGC